This is a messenger RNA of Tetranychus urticae (two-spotted spider mite), 2036 nucleotides long. RefSeq names its product prolyl 4-hydroxylase subunit alpha-1 (gene PH4alphaEFB). Lineage: Eukaryota; Metazoa; Arthropoda; Arachnida; Trombidiformes; Tetranychidae. Gene Ontology annotation, biological process: peptidyl-proline hydroxylation to 4-hydroxy-L-proline. Gene Ontology annotation, molecular function: L-ascorbic acid binding; procollagen-proline 4-dioxygenase activity; iron ion binding. The record is from RefSeq and is a predicted model, not a curated record. Gene Ontology annotation, cellular component: endoplasmic reticulum.
UAUUUUUUUGGUCUUCUUGUAUUUUAAUAAUUUAAGAUGUAAACUUUAUUGGUAAUUAACUAUCUACUGUCUUGCCUUAACAAUCAGUGAAUAUAAAUUAAUUUGUUUAAAAUGUGUUUCGAUUAUAGCGAGAUGUCAGUCAUAAUGGAUCAGUGAAUUUGUCAUCACAUUAAGGACUCAAAGUGUUCAUCAAUUCAUAAUUUUUGGAUUAAUUUAUUCUUACCUUUUUGUACAACUAAAAUGAAGGUCUCUAUACUUUAUGGAAGCUGGCCUUUUCAGUUCACCAAGCUUUUGUUAUUUGUGUCAAUUUUUGGAUUCAAUGUAAAUGGAGAGGUUUUUACAGCCUUAGUGGAUUUGGAAAAACUUCUUGAAAUUGAAAGACUAAUUGUAUCUUCAUUAGAUUAUUAUCUAAUUGGUGAAGAGCGACGUUUAAGACAAUUGCAAAAUAUACGAGAAAAAUUUGCUUCCAUAGAGUCAAUUGCUAGUCAAGAUGUCCACUCAUAUUUGGCCAACCCUGUUAAUGCAUUUCUUCUUGUCAAAACACUUACUUCGGAUUGGAAACAUGCUGAGGCAUUGAUCGAAAAGUCCUAUGAAAUUGGUAAACAAUCAGUCAGUCGAGUACAAAAUUCAAGCGGAGAAACGUUUCCUUCAACCGAAGAUUUCAAUGGAGCAGCUGAUGCGCUUUUGCGGCUUCAAGAUACUUAUAAAUUGGAUACAUCAAGCUUAGCUCGAGGUGAAAUUCGUAUUGCUCAGCAGCCAUCAUAUACUCAACAAUUUAAUAAUGAAAACUCGCCAGCUACUUUAGUAUCACCAAAGAAAAUGGAAUUGAGCGCCGGAGACUGCUUCGAACUUGGAAGAUAUUCUUAUGUAAAUGGUGACCAUUAUCAUACAAUCCUUUGGAUGCAAGAAGCUGCGGAUCGCUGGGAAGAUGAAGUGGUGAAAACAGCAGAUAAAGCAGAAAUUCUUGAAUAUCUUGCUUUCUCAACAUUUCGCCGAGGCAACGUUCGACACGCUUUGAAAUUAACAACAGAGCUUCUAAAAUUAGUUCCUAAUCAUCCUAGAGCUAUUGGAAAUAAGAUUUAUUACGAAGAGUCAUUGGGUAAAAACGGCAAAGCAAAAUUACGAGGAGAUGUUGGUGAUGAUGAUGUUCCCAUUGAUGAAAAUAUAUCAGCUGGUGAUUCUUCAACAUCCAUUGAAAGACAAUCAUAUGAAGCUCUUUGCCGUGGGGAAACUGUUCUACCGCCCAGAAUUGCCAAAACCUUAACUUGCUUUUAUUUGAAUACAACUAAUAAGCAUCCAUAUUUGCGUUUGAUGAGAGUCAAAGUUGAACAGGCUUACAACAAACCAGCCAUUUUGAUUUAUCAUGGCAUCAUGUCUGAUAAUGAAAUUGAAACAGUCAAACAGUUAGCUCUUCCACGAUUAAAGCGAGCAACUGUACAAAAUCACAAAACUGGACAGUUGGAAGCAGCAAAUUACCGAAUAAGCAAAAGUGCCUGGUUAAAAGGAUCAGAUCACGAAGUUGUUGAUAGAGUUAAUCAACGGAUUGAAGAUAUAACAGGACUAACAGUCGAUACCGCAGAGGAACUCCAAGUUGUCAACUACGGUAUUGGAGGCCAUUAUGAACCUCAUUUUGAUUUCGCUACUCAAAGAGAAAUGGACUAUCACAAAGCGGACCCAUUUGCAAGCCUUGGGACUGGAAACAGAAUAUCAACUUGGUUAAAUUAUAUGUCCAAUGUUGAAGCCGGAGGAGCAACUGUUUUCCCUCAACUCGAACUGGCUCUUUGGCCUGAAAAAGGAUCUGCAGCUUUUUGGUACAAUCUUCAUCCAAGCGGAGAUGGUGAUUUGUUAACACGACAUGCAGCUUGUCCCGUGUUAGUUGGAUCAAAAUGGGUGUCAAAUAAAUGGUUUCACGAACGCGGUCAAGAAUUUCGAAGACCUUGUGGAUUAAAACGCAACGACUAAGAGUUAUUAAAUAAUUCGCCAUAUUUAUAUAUUGAUAGCAAUACAAAAUAAAUUCUGUUUUUAAAUCAGCAAAA